Dioscorea cayenensis subsp. rotundata (Guinea yam) is the source of this 1435-nucleotide messenger RNA. RefSeq names its product mRNA cap guanine-N7 methyltransferase 1. The record is from RefSeq and is a predicted model, not a curated record. Gene Ontology annotation, molecular function: mRNA 5'-cap (guanine-N7-)-methyltransferase activity. Gene Ontology annotation, biological process: 7-methylguanosine mRNA capping. The transcript has 13 exons. Gene Ontology annotation, cellular component: nucleus. Bases 63 to 1151 code for a protein of 362 amino acids. Lineage: Eukaryota; Viridiplantae; Streptophyta; Magnoliopsida; Dioscoreales; Dioscoreaceae.
UGUUCCAAAAGCCCGUAUGAGGUUCGCAGUGGAGUGCUGGCUUCUUCGCCUCAACGAAGAUCAUGAAGCGAGGGCACGACGAAAUCGCAUCACCCUCGUACAACCCCCCGGGGAAGCAUAAAUCACCUUCAUAUGAUGAUAGCUUUAGGAAUGCACAGCGAGUGGCAGAUCAUUAUAGUGCUAGGUCAAAUCAGACUCUGGAGGAACGCGAGGCAAGCCCUAUUAUCCAUCUGAAGAAGCUCAACAAUUGGAUUAAAAGUGUUCUUAUUCAGCUCUAUGCUCAGAAGGGAGAUGCUGUUCUUGAUUUUGCUUGUGGAAAGGGUGGAGAUCUGAUCAAGUGGGAAAAGGCACAGAUUGGUUACUAUGUUGGUGUUGAUAUAGCAGAAGGCUCGAUAAGAGACUGCAAGACACGCUACAAUGGUGAUGCAGAACAACAACGCAGGAAAAAGUUCAGCUUUCCUGCACGCCUUAUAUGUGCAGAUUGCUAUGAGGCAAGGUUAGAUAAGUAUUUGGAAGAUGAUGGACCAUAUGACAUUUGCAGCUGCCAGUUUGCCUUGCAUUAUUCAUGGUCAACUGAGGCUCGUGCAAGACGAGCCCUGGCAAACAUAUCUGCAUUGCUCAGACCUGGUGGCAUCUUCGUAGGGACCAUGCCUGAUGCAAAUGUCAUCAUCAAGAAACUCAGAGAAGCUGAUGGUUUGUCAUUCGGCAAUAAUGUUUAUUGGAUUUGCUUUGAUGAUGAUUUCAGUGAGAAGAAAUUCAGAUCAUCCAGUCCUUUCGGAAUAAGAUACCAGUUUCACUUGGAGGAUGCAGUGGACUGUCCAGAAUGGAUUGUUCCUUUUCCGGUUUUCAAGUCUCUAGCCGAGGAGUAUGAUUUGGAGCUAGUCUUUGUGAAGAACUCCCAUGAAUUUGUCCGAGAGUACUUGAAAAAACCAGUGUACACAGAACUCAUGAGAAGACUCGGUGCACUUGGUGAUGGAAACCAAGAUCAAACCACAUUGUCACAGGAGGAAUGGGACGUCGCAUACUUGUACUUGGCUUAUGUGCUUCGGAAGCGAGGCCAACCUGGUUCGCAUCGGCGGAGCAACAAUAUCAACAAAGGGAAGAUGCUUAUAAAGGACGAGGACAUCGAGUUCAUUAGAUCAGACAUGUGAACUGAAUGUUGCCCGGUUCUUGGCUUCGGUUCGCUGCAUUUCUGCGGCGAAAAUGAUGACUGUUUUACAGAUCUGAUUUUAUUAGAGGUGUUGAAAUAAGUUUAGAAGGAUUCCUUUCUUGAAUUUUAUUUGAAAUCAAUGAAAUUGAGAGAAGUCAUAUAUUAUUUAUGUUGUACCUUUCUACUCACCAAAUGUAUUGAUAUAUAGCCCUAAAUAGAUUGUUACUAUUGUUCUUGCUAAUUUUUUAUGCCAGAAAACAUAAAUGAAAUGUUGGGAAUUUAAUA